Ilyonectria robusta is the source of this 918-nucleotide messenger RNA. RefSeq lists its product as uncharacterized. The transcript has a single exon. Bases 1 to 918 code for a protein of 305 amino acids. Lineage: Eukaryota; Fungi; Ascomycota; Sordariomycetes; Hypocreales; Nectriaceae. The record is from RefSeq and is a predicted model, not a curated record.
AUGUCCUCACUGUGUUGGUGCAAACCGGCUGAGGUAUUGACACCAAUGCCACUCACCACUCUACCUGCAUUAUAUCGUACCCUUGGCUCAUCUGAGCAUUCCAUCAAUCAAAAAAGGGGUCGCAGGCUUGACAGCUUUCUAGAAGGCCCGGUGGUUAUUGGCAAUACCCUGUAUUUGACCGACAUUCCCUAUGGGCGCAUUUUCGCAGUGGACAUUGAUUCCAAGGACUGGACUCUCGUCAUUAAAUAUGAUGGGGAGCCAAAUGGCUUGGCAUGGGAUUGCAAUCGGAAGAAGUUAAUUAUUGCCGAUUUUAAAGAAGGAAUAUUAUCUUUGGACCCCGUCACCAAAGAAAUAUUGACCGUCAUGGAUCGAUUUAAUGGGGAACGCCUCAAAGGCCCAAACGACCUGUUGAUAGCUCCGGAUGGCAGCAUCAUCUUUACUGACCAAGGAAUGAGUGGUCUCCAGGACCCAAGCGGAAAAGUUUACCGUCUUCAUCCGGACAAUCGCGUCGACGUCCUCCUUCGCAACUGUCCAUCACCAAACGGCUUAGUUCUUGAUCUUUCAGGCACUAGUCUUUUCGUAGCGAUGACGAGAGACAAUAGCGUUUGGCUGGCCCCUAUAUACCCAGAUGGUAGUGUGCAAAGAACGGGACGCUUCUCCAGCUACUAUGGGGUAGGUGGACCGGAUGGGAUGGCCACAGAUGAGGAAGGAAAUGUUUUUGUUGCGCAUUCAACUUUGGGAACGGUGUUUGUUCAUCAUAAGGAUGGUACCCCUCGAGCUCAGAUCGUCACAAAAGGUACUGGUUGUAGCACAACCAAUUUGACUUGGGGGGGUUCAGGCUUGAGGACUUUGUUUAUAGUUGAGAGUGAGUCUGGAUCUGUGCUGACGUUGGAAUGGCACUGCAGAGGGAAGUUGUGA